GCCUCCCGGCAUGAGGAGCUGCAAGAUGGUGCGGGUGGCCAGCGUGCUGGGGCUGGUGAUGCUGAGCAUCGCGCUGCUCAUCCUCUCCCUCAUCAGCUACGUCUCGCUGAAGAAGGACAACGUCCUGGGCGCGCCCCGCGCCGCCGGCCCGGGGGGGCCCCGCAUGUACAUGUUCCACGCGGGAUUCAGGUCCCAGUUCGCGCUGAAGUUCCUGGACCCUUCGUUCGUGCCCAUCACGAACUCGCUGAGCCAGGAGCUGCAGGAGAAGCCCUCCAAGUGGGCCUUCAACCGGACUGCCUUCGCACACCAGAGGCAAGAAAUCCUUCAGCACGUUGAUGUCAUAAAAAAUUUUUCUUUGACCAAGAGCAGUGUCCGGAUUGGACAGCUGAUGCAUUAUGAUUACUCCAGCCAUAAGUACGUUUUCUCUAUCAGCAAUAACUUCAGGUCGCUGCUUCCCGACGUGUCUCCCAUCCUGAACAAGCAUUACAACAUCUGUGCUGUGGUUGGAAACAGUGGGAUCCUGACUGGGAGCCAGUGUGGGCAAGAGAUAGAUAAAUCUGAUUUUGUUUUUCGUUGCAAUUUUGCUCCAACUGAGGCUUUCCAGAAAGAUGUUGGAAGGAAAACCAAUCUCACGACCUUCAACCCCAGCAUCCUGGAAAAGUAUUACAACAAUCUUCUGACCAUUCAGGAUCGCAACAACUUCUUUUUAAGUUUGAAAAAGCUUGAUGGGGCCAUUCUUUGGAUCCCUGCCUUUUUCUUCCACACGUCAGCAACGGUGACAAGAACACUGGUUGACUUCUUUGUGGAGCACAGAGGGCAACUAAAGGUCCAGUUGGCUUGGCCAGGAAAUAUAAUGCAACAUGUUAACAGAUACUGGAAGAACAAGCACUUGUCACCCAAGAGGCUGAGCACAGGUAUUCUCAUGUACACCCUCGCCUCUGCUGUGUGUGAGGAGAUCCACCUGUACGGGUUCUGGCCCUUUGGGUUCGACCCCAACACGCGGGAGGACCUCCCGUACCACUACUAUGACAAGAAGGGAACCAAGUUCACGACCAAGUGGCAGGAGUCCCACCAGCUGCCUGCAGAGUUCCAGCUGCUCUACAGGAUGCACGGUGAAGGACUGGCCAAACUCACCUUGUCGCAUUGUGCCUAAGAACCAAAAUCUUGAAGUGCCAAAUUACUGUCUAAAAAGUGCCCAAACCCAAUUAAACAUUCUUCAGAUAUGAUUCUAAAAAAAAAAAAAACAACAAAAAACCCCAUGCAACCAACCCCACCCUCAAAUAUUUUCCAUAAUUUAAAGAUGCUUUUCAGCCACCCUGGUCCCUGCUUGUCACGGGGUUCAAGCACAUUCAGCUGUGUCCAAGCAUUGGCCAGGCUCUGUGGAUUGCUAUUCAUGCCACAGCAACAUUCAAAUCUUUUUGCAUUUGUAGAUACGCUACAAAGUAUGUUUUAAGGUGUUUUCAUGUUUUAGCAUCCCACUAUAAAUGCCCUAAUUCUCUUUAAUUUGUUGCCCCUUCCUGGUUAGAAUUAGAAAUGCUGGUUUUAAAAAGUUUUGCUUCUCUUGUGUGUGUUGCUCUCAGCAGCUCAGCACACAUUGCCAUGGCCCAUUGCAAAAGUUGCUUGGAAUUCCAUUGUCAUGUGCAAGUUCUUCAGUGUGGAUCCUUUAUUUCCACCGCUUGCAUAUUUUCGUAUUUACUGAAUUUUACAUUUUUUUAGGAAUAAUAUGAAGAAGAAGGUGAGAAUAUGGCUCAUACAUUAGCUAGCUGUUUAUAUUGCUCUUGGAAUACUUCAGCUUUUUCAUUCAAUUUGGGCCAAAUCCUAGUCCAGAUUAGCCAGGCUGAAACGGGUCAUUCCCAUCUCUGUGAUAGUGUUUGGUCUUUUGAUUUUGGAGUUAAAUCACCAGGAUAAAUGAUACCAGGUUUCUCUGGAGAUGUAUUGGGAUAGAAGCCGACGGGUCCAGCAGCAGCAGCAGCCAGGUGCUGGGAUUUCCAAACGUUUUUUAAAGGGAAGCAAGCACAGCAGGAGUGCAGCAAAGAGGAAACACAGUUGCCAGAUUUUUCCAUUUACAUCUCUAAAUCCACACUAACCCAGUGGCCCCAUUUUCCAGUCACCAACAGUCACCCAAGGUGGCCAAAGGAUGCCAUGGCUUCCUUGGCACUGCUGGGAACCAGGCUGUUGGAGAGAGGACAACCUUAGGGUCACUGAUGGUUUGAAAAUGUUGGCCACUAUGUCUCAGGAGAAAGGGCCCUGUAAAACAGGUGGGUUUCUUGUUACCACAGGGGUACUUACACGUAUUUUAACAUUUUUCUACUAUUCUGUACAAUGCUGAGAACUGACCAUAGACUGAAAGAAAGUGCAAAAUCCAAUUUAAAUUCAUAUUUUAUAGUGGCAUGUUUUCAUUUUUCUCAGCCUUUUUGCCUCCAAGCUGAGGCAGGAGCUGAGGAAGGAGAUUCUGAGUACCACACCAGACCUGAGGGGCCUGGAGCACCUCCCAGUGCCCACUGCCACAGCACCACAGCUCUGCCAGCCCCAAAGCCGUGAUCCUGCCCCUCGGGUGCAGGGGAAGCUGGAACCUCUCUUUCCUGUUUCAAUUACCCCACAUUUUCUGGCUUUUGCUUUUCCAAGGGCUGUUCAGGGCUAGGGUGCUGGGAGGUUUGGUCAGCCCUGUGCUCAGACCUGCUCCUGAGGGACCUGCAACAUUUCUCUCCCUGCUGCUGAGCCUGACCCCCUGGGGCACGGGCAGAGCAGGGCCCUGCCUGGUGGCACAGCCAGCCUGAGGACUGAGGGACCUGCCAGUGACUGUGCAGGUUGGUGGGAAGGUCUCUGUGUUGCACCAGCAGAGGUAGGUGGCAGUUUUGGCAUGGAAGGGACAAAACAGGAGCUGAAACCACAAGCCUGGAUUGCCCCAGGGUAGUUUGUUCAUUUGUCAUAAUUUACUUUUGUAAGUCUUCUUUCCCUUCCUAGUCAUGACAAACUCGGGGAAAUUGCCCACAGCUGGGACCUCUGUCCUCCCCAUGGCUCACCCCCCCAGCCUGUUUCCCACGGCUGUGCUCAGGGGGUCUGCCAUGCCCCACGUGCCCCCAGGCAGUGGGGAGGACAGGGAUGGAAAGGGGCUUUCAUGCACAGCACCUCAGUUUGAUGCUGCUCAGUUGAAGCGAACAGCAUGUCUUGCUCAGGUUGGUCCCAAUUGGGUGAGGUCCAGCUAUGGCAGAAGGCAGCACACCCUGCUUGGGGGAUCUCUGGGGGACCCCCUGCCACCCCUGGCAAGGGACAGGACCCUCUUGGUCCCUGGCAGUGCAGCUGGAACCUUCCAGAGGCACAAAGAGGUGCCGAGUGCAGAGAUGGAAGCAGGAAAACAGCUGCAAAUAUUCGGAAAUGGGAAUACAGAAAAAUCAUUGACAGAGCGCCAUAUUAUAUCAUUGAUUUUUAAGCAAAACUCCCCAUCGAUUUUUCAGAACCACAUUGAACAUUUCAGAAUCAUUGAUUUUAAUGGGGAGUUCUGCCCCGAAAUCAAUGGUGCAAUACAGCCCAAAGUAAAUUGCUUCUUGGUAUCAAUAUUUUUUUGUCCAAGCUGUAGCAAUGUGGGAAAGCGCCUGAAAACGUGCACCUUUUGUCUGUGCCUGCUUUCUUAGAUGCUCCUUGAAUUCUGCUUUUAUAGAGAGACCAGGGGAAGGGCAGCUUGUGCCAGGUGGUGGGAGCAGGCACAGCCCAGGGUGGGCUCUGCACCCCCCAGUCAGGGCAGGACCCUCCUGAUGCCCGGAGGCCAGCCUGAGGUCUUGCCCAAAUCCCCAUUUUCCAGCUGCUUUUCUGGCAGGAUCUUGCGUUAGGGCUCAGAGCAGAGAAACGGGUUGACCCCUCCCCGUGUUUCCACUGAUGGCUGUGGGCUCAGCAUCCUUUCCCAGGGCUGAUGGCACGUGUCAUUGAGCAAAGACAGCUCAGGGAGGGGAUGCCUAAUGCAAUGGGAUCAAUAUUUGUAAGUACAAAACAGUUUGGUUUACAAAAUCAAGACAAGUCGAGCUCCAAGGGAAGGGGCUGGCAGGAUGGGGAGCCCGCCCAGCCCCGGGCAGCAUCCCAUGUGCUGUGUGGCCACAUCCUGCUCCGGCUCCUCUGCUACAGGGUGAGGGGGAGCCCGGGGGGAUGGGGCUCCCAGGCAGGGGAUGUGGAGUGGGGCUGUACCCAGGAGUGGACACAGGUGUGUUACCUUCUCCUCUUUCAUACAUCUUGCGUUUGUAUUUUCGUUGCUUGCAUCCUCUCAGUGAAUGGUAGCAAGAUACAUGAAAGCAAAGUCAUUUCUGCUACCGGGUUUAAUUGUGGAGCAGACCAAAAAGCAAGCGUUUGUGAACUAUAACUGUGAAUGGAGGUUGCAAAAACAGAUUGUUUAGGAAAAAGCAGGUUUUUAUGUAAAUUAAUGUGUCUUUAUUCUAAUGGCUAUACAGUUCAACGCCUGAUUGAGUUGUUUUAAAUAAAAAAAAAUAUAAAUAUAUUUUAAAAAAAGCCGUAAUUGUGAUCAAGAAUUCAUUCUUGAAUGGCCAUAGCAAAGCAUUAUGUAUUUUUCAAAGGCUGAUGGUCACUAAGGGCCAGGGCACAGUCUCAGGUGAAUGGCAGAGCCGCACACGGGGUGAGGUGCAUUGCGAGUGAAGCUGGUGGUGUCCAGCCUUGCUCCCACAGGAGCUCCUGAGGCAUCAGCAGGACCAGGACCCGGAUGGGGCCGAGCCCCACAGCCUGCCCCACACAUGGUGCCUGUAACCAGGGGCACGACGUGAGCAGGGCCCUGGCUCCUGCUGCUGGACCCCUGCAUCCUCCUCCUGAGCAUCCUUGGUGGGGAACCACGCGACGCUUCAUUCGGGAGCAAUCAGCAAUGUGAUUCUUUGGUGUGAAUGUGCCUGCAACAUUGACUCAUGUGCCAAAACACGAUAUUGAAUGCAUUGUUUUUAAAUAAAAUGUUUUAUUGUGCAUUGAA
Apus apus (common swift) is the source of this 4960-nucleotide messenger RNA. It is a transcript of the gene ST8SIA3, whose product is annotated as ST8 alpha-N-acetyl-neuraminide alpha-2,8-sialyltransferase 3. The record is from RefSeq and is a predicted model, not a curated record. NCBI's taxonomy places the organism in Eukaryota, Metazoa, Chordata, Aves, Apodiformes, Apodidae. Bases 11 to 1153 code for a protein of 380 amino acids. Gene Ontology annotation, molecular function: alpha-N-acetylneuraminate alpha-2,8-sialyltransferase activity. Gene Ontology annotation, biological process: N-glycan processing; oligosaccharide metabolic process. The transcript has 4 exons.